Messenger RNA from Meleagris gallopavo (turkey), 2098 nucleotides. RefSeq names its product tachykinin precursor 1 (gene TAC1). Gene Ontology annotation, biological process: tachykinin receptor signaling pathway. NCBI's taxonomy places the organism in Eukaryota, Metazoa, Chordata, Aves, Galliformes, Phasianidae. The record is from RefSeq and is a predicted model, not a curated record.
UAUAAAGUGCGGAGCGCUCCCGCGGGCGGCCAAUGCGCGGCGAGCAGCGCCCGGCUCCCGCUGCGAACGGGUACCCUGCAGGUGCUUACCCUGCACCCCACAGGACAUCAAGGCAGCCAUGAGGCUCCCGCUGGCUUUCACCGUGCUGCUGCUGGCCUCGGCACAGGCACUGGCCGAUGAAAUGGCAGCUCCCGAUGACCUCAGCUACUGGGCAGACUGGGCCGACGGUGAGCAGAAGGAGGAGCUGCCGCUUCCCCUGGAGCACUUUCUGCAGAGGAUGGCAAGGAGACCUCGGCCCCAGCAGUUCUUCGGCCUCAUGGGCAAGCGGGAUGCGGGAUAUGGCCAGAUCUCCCACAAAAGGCAUAAAACAGACUCCUUUGUUGGACUUAUGGGCAAAAGAUCUUUAAGUUCUGAUUACUGUUCCUCAGAUUUGGAGCAGGAGGUGAAAGAGCAGAACUUUGCAAUUGGCAGCAUCUAACUCUGCAGGUGGAGCUGUUGAACAUUCUGGCUUUUAUUUUUAGCCACAAAAUGGAAAAAACUACAACAAAACACUUAAAUCCUUGAAUGAAUGCUAUAAAUUUCUACUAUUUUCCCAUAGCCUUCGUCCCUUACAAGCAUGAGCCCUGUAGGUGAUUCCGGACUGCCAGGAGCUCCAGCUCUGCUGUGGGACUGUGAUGAAAAAAUCAUGAAGCCAUAAAUGCUUUAAAUAAAGCCAUCAUGAGCCAUAAAGCAUCAGUUAAUUCCCUAGCAUAGGAAUUAAAGGAAAAAAAAACAACCAAAAAACAAACCCUAAUGCCCAUUUCAUGUCUCUGAAAUAGUUUUCUCUAUUUUGUUAAAUGGAUGAUAAAAGUUAAAUUACUAGCUGACACCUUUAUAUUAUGUGGAUACAUGCUGUGAUCUAUAUUCUGCAAUUAUGGUUGUCAGAACUUUUAUUUUCAAUUAAUCCCCGUUCAGACUAGUAAUAUUGCUCUCUGCAUCAUCUUGCAAAUUGCUACGUAUCAUGAAUGAUUUCGUACAAUUUCAUCUGCAGUGGCAAUAGCUAUUAAAUACAUAAUACCUGUAAAUAUCUCUGCUAUCAUAAAAGUAAAUAACCUGGAAGUAACAAAUGGGGUUUUGUAAUCCCAAUGGAAACAUUUACAUGAGUAUGAGGAUGCAGUAUAAAGCAAAUGUUUAAAAAAGGCAAAGAUUUGAUUGCUUUGAUUUCAAAAUUUCUGGUAUAGUUGGAGUACUGCGCUGUGGUAUUUAAGUAUUUAUCUGUAACAAAGGGAAAUAAUGAGGUUUUACCCUGCUGAGCUGUGGCUGACGUGAAAAACCACACCUCGCUGUGAUGGUGACAGUCAGAAGUGGCAGCUCCUGCAGCACAUUGUGCUGAAUGCCCCCGGGCUUGCAGGGUGCUCAUGCACGGCCGGGCUUGAACACGUUCUGCGGUGCUUCCUUGGGGUCACAACAGAGGUGACCAGCUCUGCCUGCUGAGGUCAGGCCCUGCCCAGAAGUGCUCUGCAGAGCUCCCUCAUGUUAAAGCAGCAAGGAGGAAAUUUCUCCCACCACUGCUGAGCGCUGUUUCUUACUGAAGACUGCUGUAGGUGGCAGUUGCCCACGGGAUGCUCUGGGUUUGGCCUAGCUUCUGCUGCAGCCCUUGGUACAAGUUAUGGCUGUGAGUACAGGCUGGAGGCAGGGAAGGUUUAUGCUGGGAACAGGAGGUGGGAAUGUCAGUACAGAAAGUCCUUUAGACUCAGGCACUGAUUUCAGUGCUCAAGUCUCCUCUUUGUAAUGAAAUACUGGAAGGUGAAAAGGUUCUGAGCUAAGAGUACUUCAGGCAGCUCAUAGAGGAGAAGCAAAAGGCACAGUCCCUCAGCAUCCUGAAGGAUUACAUGUUCUGAGGGGCAAAGCCAAAUUAAGCAGCUGGGGGCUGUGCCAGGAUUCCACAUCUCUGCUGGCAGCAGCCUCCGAGCAGCUCUGUGGGGCAGGAGCAUCACUGGGCGGUGGGGAACACUGGGGUUCUCAUGGAGCUGCAGCCUCCCUGCUCCCUGGCUGCAGGGGCUAUGUGGGCUGUGGGAUUGUGUGUGGCUGUUCAAUGUGUCUCAUGCUUCUCUGCUUC